AUGUCCGCCCCCAAUCACCCUCGUACGCCAGGCCACGGACACGUAUCCCGUCCCUCCACCGCCAACGCCGCGACCGCCAGCAAGUCCCGUCAGCUCAGUCACCUUCAUGCACAGCUCGCGCAGUUGACGGCGAAUAUGUCGGAUCUGGAGAAUUUGCUCCGUAUGACGGCUGUGCAGGCGGAGGGCAUGAGGGGUCUGGGAGGGUAUGCGGGUGGUAUGUUUAUGGCUGCUAGUACGGUUUUGGGGGAGGAGACGGUUAGUGGUGCUGAUGGUGGGCAAGGGCAGGAUGGAAGGGAGGAGAAGUGA
Fulvia fulva is the source of this 306-nucleotide messenger RNA. RefSeq lists its product as uncharacterized. Gene Ontology annotation, cellular component: DASH complex. The coding region runs from base 1 to 306 and encodes 101 amino acids. The transcript has a single exon. The record is from RefSeq and is a predicted model, not a curated record. Lineage: Eukaryota; Fungi; Ascomycota; Dothideomycetes; Mycosphaerellales; Mycosphaerellaceae. Gene Ontology annotation, biological process: attachment of spindle microtubules to kinetochore.